Messenger RNA from Fusarium oxysporum Fo47, 420 nucleotides. RefSeq names its product P-loop containing nucleoside triphosphate hydrolase protein. The record is from RefSeq and is a predicted model, not a curated record. Gene Ontology annotation, molecular function: ATP hydrolysis activity; ATPase-coupled transmembrane transporter activity; ATP binding. Gene Ontology annotation, cellular component: membrane. NCBI's taxonomy places the organism in Eukaryota, Fungi, Ascomycota, Sordariomycetes, Hypocreales, Nectriaceae. Gene Ontology annotation, biological process: transmembrane transport. The transcript has a single exon. The annotation marks the transcript as partial.
AUAGUCAGGCAAGCGAAAUUUGGAUGGAAAGCUGACAGCAAUGUCAUCAAUUCGUGCAACUUUGAGAUCCAGGACGGUCCCUUGACAGUCAUAAUGGGUCCUGUCGGUUGCGGCAAGAGCACAUUGCUAUAUGGUCUACUCAACGCCGUUCGUUAUAAUAGUGGUCAAGUUUGGUUAAAGCACCGUAAUGUAUCACUUUGCGAACAGACGCCAUGGCUAGUCAGUAGAUCUAUUCGUCACAACAUCACUUGUGGCACAGCCUUGGACCAGCAUUGGUAUGACGAAAUUCUCGACGCAUGUGCUUUGGUGCAGGAUCUUGAGCAUCUCUCGGGCAGAGACAUGCACGAGGUUGGCAAUGAGGGUAGCAGUCUCAGUGGAGGACAGAGACAGCGUAUAGAAUGUGCCCCCCAACUGACUAGU